Molecule: messenger RNA, 4493 nt
Organism: Haplochromis burtoni (Burton's mouthbrooder)
Lineage: Eukaryota; Metazoa; Chordata; Actinopteri; Cichliformes; Cichlidae
Gene: tlr7
Product: toll-like receptor 7
Exons: 2
Coding region: 1332-4493 (1053 amino acids)
Biological process (GO): positive regulation of interleukin-6 production; defense response to virus; canonical NF-kappaB signal transduction
Cellular component (GO): plasma membrane
Molecular function (GO): pattern recognition receptor activity; protein binding
Source: RefSeq, a predicted model, not a curated record
UUUCAAGUGUGUUCAAUAAUUAAUUUUUUCUACUUUUCGCUCAAGCUUUAGUGGUGAAAGUGCUUUUUGCAUUAAAGAUGAUGAUGGCCUAUUUCACUUACAGUACAGGGCUGGAAAGAAUGUUUUUGCACAGCUUGAGAACGAGUCACUGUGCAUUAUGUGUAUGCAUCUGAGUAAAACGAAAAAGACAACAGCCAGCAGCUCAGUGAGGCUAUAAGCAUAAAGGUGCUUAAAUGCCAACAUAGUGAACUCCUGAUCAAAAUUGACCUGAUGAUGCUCACUGAUCACUUCGAUUUAGGAUGACAUGCAUGUUUAUACUUGUUUUAUGGCAAACAACCAUCUAAACUUAAAUUGCCAACCUAGUGAGCAAUGAAUUGAAAAAACAUGAAACCAAUCCAUCUGUCCAUCCAUUGCUCAAACCAUGUUCUAAACCACUUAUCCAGCUCAGAGUGUUUACGCCAAACCAUUUGAAAUAUACGGAUAUUUCCCAGGAUACAUGGAAAUUUUAAAAUGUUAGUUGUGCUUAAGGAAAAUACAGAUAAUGAUUGAAGUUGAUCUCUGCUUCAAAUGUUUAAAGCACUUCAUCGGUAGUUCUCAAGACAUUUUUCUAUAAACCCAAAUUUAACAAGAGGUAUGCUGACCAACAGGAAUACCUAGUAUUGCUAGAAUAGGUGUAGUAAAUCACACCAUUUCACCGUAAAGACAGACAGCUAAACAGUCUAGCUACUGUAAAUCGGUAGGAACUGUACCUAAAACCACUGAACAUAUUUAUUUAUCUUAAAUUUGGGCAGGUGAGACUGAAUGUUAGUCAUAUAGUCACAGAUAACAAAAAAAAUAUUCUGCUUGAUGUUAAAAUAACUUCACCACCAUGUACAGUGGUAAAACCCAAACCACACCACAGGUUUCAUUUUCCCCUAAAAUUUAAUGAGAAAUGAAACUCUUCCUUUCACUGGUUUCAGUUGAAUAAUAACUUGUAACUCACCCAGCUGUGUUUUAUAAUACCAUGGAAUAUCUGCCAUACAACAAGAGUCAGAGUAUUAAACCUGCUGUAUCUUAUUAAAGGCACCUCUUUACAGUAACAAUAGCAUAAAUGCACCAAUAAGCCUUUUCACGAUGUAGUAAAAGAUGAAAUAUUUGGAUGUUUGUGGUUUGUAAGAAAGUAGGAAGUGAUGCCGGCUAAUUCUACACACACUAGGCUAACACAGACACCUGUUACUUUCAUCGACCACCUCAGGAACGUUUGUUAGUGUUAUACUUCUUUCAGUACUCCAUCGAACCUGACAAGACAAGUCAGAGCUGGACUCUUUUUUUUUUGUUUUCUCACAUAAAUAAUGUUUCUCCACCUGAUGUGUGUGGCACUGCUCACCCUGUGGUCUUGUCUCCCUAUUUUGGCAACUGGCAUCUAUUACCCGAAAACUCUGCCAUGUGAUGUUAACGAGAUCAACAAUGGGAGUGAAGUGAAGGUGGACUGCACUGAGAGAAGCCUCAAAAAAAUCCCCCAUGGAAUCCCGAGAGACACAACAAACCUGACGCUCACCAUCAACCAUAUUCCGAGUUUAAACUCCACCUCCUUUUACGGUUUGGAGAACUUGACUGAGAUUGACAUGAGGUGCAACUGUGUGCCCAUCAAAAUCGGACCCAAGGACAAGAUGUGCCUGAAGAGUGUGAUAAUUGAGGAAAAUACUUUCAGCAGACUGAGCAAUCUGCGAGCGCUGUAUCUAGAUGGCAAUCAGCUCUACAGUAUACCUAAAGGCCUGCCUUCAAAUCUGAUCCUUCUGAGCUUGGAAGUGAAUCAUAUUUAUUAUCUUUCUAAAGCAAACCUCUCUGAGCUUAGAAAUGUUGAGGUGCUUUACCUUGGUCAAAACUGCUAUUUUCGUAACCCCUGCAAUGAUUCCUAUGAUAUAGAAGACGAUGCAUUUUUACAGUUUAACAAUUUAAAAUUGCUAUCUCUUAAAUCAAAUAACUUGUCUUUCAUUCCACAUCAGCUACCCACUACUCUGAAGGAGCUGUAUCUCUAUAACAAUAACAUUCAAGAAGUCACUGAUGAAGACUUUAAAAAUUUAACUAAUCUUGAGAUUCUAGACAUUAGCGGAAACUGCCCCCGGUGUUACAACGCUCCUUUUCCAUGUAGCCCAUGUCCAAAUAACGCGCCAUUGAAAAUCAGCAAGACAGCUUUUAAAAGGCUGACCAAACUAAAAACAUUACGGCUGCAUAGCAACUCCCUUACAAGUGUGCCUUCUGAAUGGUUUGACACCACAACUGAGCUCAGAGUGCUGGACCUCUCAUCAAACUUUUUAGCAAGGGAGCUAGAAAUCACUGCUUUCCCAAAAUUCCUGGGUAAACUAGAAGAACUUGACCUUUCAUUCAACUACGAGCUUCAGAAGUACCCUCAAACGCUAAAACUGAGUUGCAGUUUCUCCUCUCUGAAGUCUCUCAAAAUUUUCAGAAUGAAAGGUUAUGUGUUUCAGCAGUUAACUACAGAGAGUAUCGCUCAUUUAAAACCUCUACCGAACCUGGAGGUUGUAGAUUUGGGUACAAACUUCAUUAAAAUGACAAAGCUUAGUAUUCUGAUGGAGUUGAAAAGCUUUAAAAUAAUCAGCCUGUCUGACAACAAAAUAUCGUCUCCCUCUGAUGGCCAAAUUGCACUUGAUUCGUCCGGAGGAGAAACCUCGGACUGGUCUCCGAUGUCUUCCGCUGCUGAGUACCAAAACAAAGAUGUGAGAGAGAUUCAUUAUUUCAGAUAUGAUGAGUAUGCACGAAGCUGCAAAUACAAGGACAAGGAACUUGGAGUUAUUACAUCCUUCGUCAAAAAAGAAUGCAGUCAGUUUGGCAAAACCCUGGACGUCAGCAGAAACAAUAUAUUCUUCCUGCAUUCACGAUUUUUAAACCUUACAGAGCUAAGAUGCCUCAAUCUGUCUGGAAAUGCAAUGAGUCAAAGUCUGAAUGGUUCUGAAUUUACUUACCUGGCUAAUUUACAAUAUCUGGACUUCUCAUGGAACCGUUUGGACCUGCUCUACUCUACCGCGUUCCAAGAGCUGAAAAAUCUGGUCAUCUUGGAUAUAAGUAACAACAACCACUAUUUUGAAUCAGAAGGUCUGACUCACAUGCUUAAUUUCACUAGGCAUUUAAAAAACCUAAAGGUACUCCUGAUGAAUCACAACAAGAUCUCUACUUCCACUAACACAGAGCUGGAGAGUCAAUCCCUAGAAAGGUUAGAGUUCAGAGAUAACCGGUUAGAUGUACUGUGGCGAGAUGGGAACACCAGAUAUGUCAACUAUUUUAAGAAUUUAGUUAAUCUGACUGUCCUUGACAUCUCCCAUAACAACCUCCCUUUUAUCCCAUCGGACGUAUUCAGUGGUCUACCAGAGAAGCUAUCUGAGCUGUAUAUCAAAAACAACAAACUAAAAUCCUUUAACUGGAAGAAACUGCAACUUCUACACUCAUUGCGAGUCUUGGAUCUCAGUGGAAACAGCUUGACUACUGUUCCAGAUGUGUUAUCAAACUGCACCACAUCUCUUGAGAAACUAAUUUUACACAAAAACCAAAUCCUAAAGCUUACACCAGAUUUCCUCAAGGGUGCCUACCACUUGAAAUAUCUAGACCUGAGUUCUAAUCACAUCCAGUACAUUGAAAAAUCCAGCCUUCCAGAUGAUGUUCUUAAUCAUAUGGACAUGUUACUUCUGCACCAAAACAGAUUCUUGUGCACUUGCAAUGCCACCUGGUUUGUCACAUGGCUCAACAGGACUACAGUAACCAUACCUAGAUUGGGCACGGAUGUUACCUGCGUUGCCCCAGGGGCACAAAGAGGUCGUCCAGUCAUCUCAGUGGACCUUUUGGCCUGCCAGCACCACUACCUGUCAAUCAUCCUCUCCACCCUAAUGACUUCCCUGAUCCUCAUCUUGGUCACGCUGUCCAUCUCCAGCCAUCUCUUCAUGUGGGAUGUCUGGUACAUCUACCAUUUCUGCAGGGCCAAGCUCAAAGGCUACCGCCGCCUGUAUUCCCAGAGCGCUGUUUACGAUGCCUUUGUGAUCUAUGAUAAGGAGGAUCCUGCAGUAUCAGAGUGGGUGACGAAGGAAAUGUGCGCUCAUCUUGAGGAGUGUGGAGACCGCCGACUGACGCUUUGUCUUGAGGACCGGGAUUGGAUGCCCGGAUGCCCCCUGAUUGACAACCUCUCUCAAAGCAUCCACAGGAGCAAGAGGACUGUGUUUAUUCUCACCAAAAAAUACAUCAAAGGGGGAAACUUCAAGACGGCGUUCUACAUGGCUCACCAAAGGCUAAUGGAUGAAAAAAAUGAUGUUAUAGUGCUUAUUUUCUUAGAGAAAGUGCCCUGCAAUUCAAAGUACUUGAGAUUACGAAAGAGGCUGUAUAAGAGGUCUGUGCUAGAGUGGCCAACAAAUCCUCAAGCCCAGCCAUACUUUUGGUUCAGCCUGAGGAGUGUAUUAGCAACCGAAGGUCACAAACAAUACAACAAUCUCUUCAAAGAGACACUGUAA